This is a messenger RNA of Rotaria socialis, 1077 nucleotides long. Lineage: Eukaryota; Metazoa; Rotifera; Eurotatoria; Philodinida; Philodinidae. The record is from the annotation of a GenBank genome assembly.
AUGAAUACUUCUAUUAUCUACCACACUGAUGAAAGUGACGUAAUCGAUGAUCUGCUCAGUUCCAAUACAAAUGAGAGAGAUCUUAUCGAUCGUCUAUUAGGCUGUGCCUAUGGACAGGCUUUGGGCGAUGCUUAUGGUCUAGCAACUGAGUUUCAAAAGCGUUCAGAUGUGGCGACUACUUAUCCAGACGGAACUCAAUUAAUUCCUUUUCCAAACUAUGUUCAAAGUCAGCACUCUAGUCGAUGGUCACCUGGUGAUUGGACGGAUGAUACAGAUCAAUGGUUGUUACUCAUGGAAACAUUGAGUGACAGCGAUGGUGAUGUGAAGAUCUUUGCAAGAAAACUAAAUAUGUGGAUUCGGCAUGGUUUUCCUGAAUUGAAUGACUUUGGAGGUUUAGGAUUGGGUGUUAAUGUAGCUAAGGCUGUUCAAACAGAGGGUUUCUUUGAAAAUCCAUUGGAUGCUAGCCGCACAGCUUGGGAGAGCACCGACAGACAAGCAGCACCGAAUGGGGCUGUCAUGCGAUGUUCUGCAUCUGCUUUCGUGCAUUAUAAUGAAAUUGACAAGAUGAAAUCAACAGCUAUUCAGAUGUGUAAAGUUACUCAUUUUGAUCCACGAUGUGUCGCAUCAUGUGUAGCAGUAUGUCUCGCCAUCGCUUAUAUCAUUCAAUCUCCGAAUGAUGAUCUGGAAUUGCUCAUAGACCGAGUUCAAAGAGAGACAUUGGCUACAGUAGGAGAUACUCUUUUACCAGUCUACCAAGAAGAAUUCUUGUGGCAUACUAGUAAAGAUCGGAACCUGGAUGACCUGUGUUUUGACGAUGAGAAGGCGAUUGGUUAUACUUUUAAAUGUUUAGCUGCAGGAUUCUAUGGUUUAAGAUCGACACGUUCUUUCCAAGAGACAUUGAAUGAUCUGAUUCGACAAGGCGGCGAUGCCGAUACGAAUGGAGCUGUAUGUGGAACAAUGUAUGGCGCACGAUAUGGUUACAAAUCGUUGCCUUCCGAAUGGCUCAAGGCAAUGCCCUAUAAGAAAUGGUUCGACAAUAAAAUUAUCACAUAUCUCAAACGGCAAAAUUUACCGUAA